AUGUCAAGCGUUCCAGAAGAUAUUUACAUCCAAAUCUUGUUAAGAUUACCGGUGAAAUCAACUUGUGUUUGUAAAUGUGUUUGCAAGACUUGGCUUUCACUAAUUUCUGAUCCUGUUUUUGUUAAACUGCAUCUUGAUUUUACUCCUCAUAGAAACAUCUCUAACAAUCUCAUCCUUGGAGGUUAUGAUAACCGCAGCAGACACUCUAUCUAUUCUAUAAGUUGCGAUUCGUUAGAACCAUCUGUGUGGGAGAAGAAUGAAUUCACUGUAUCUGAAAUGUGUUACCCUUAUUUAUCCUUAGGUAGGUCAGGUUAUGCAGUUCAAUUUGUAGGUUGUUCUAAUGGCCUGGUUUGCCUUAUGUUCUUCGACAUUCUUGACCCUAAAGAUAACCAAGACUGUGCUAGUGUUGGCCGUGAAAAAUACUUUUUUUGUCUUUGGAAUCCAGCCACCCACGAAUAUAAGAAGAUAUUGCAGCCAACCAAAAAAGUUGAUUUCAACGAGACGAUGAUGUAUGCUUUCGGCUAUGAUCGCAAGACCAAUGAUUACAAAUUGGUGUUCGGUGCUGCAAAAUCUACAGGCAUCUUGGAAGAGUGCCUAUGUGUACUCCGUGUAUUCACAGUUAAUGAACAUCGUGCUGACAAUGAUCCUGCUCAUAUUGAAGUAUGGAAAUAUCGCCAAGCGUUGUCCCUUUUGAAGUUUAUAUUCUCUUCUAAGAAUGGUCAGAUUCUAUUAGCGGGGCAGGGUAAGCUGGUUUUGUAUGACCCAAAACAUGGAACUGCUAUUGGACGAGAAAUGGGCAGUGUUUUGCGUUUUAGUUCAGAAGAGAAUUAUUUUGAAAGCUUGGUUUCAGUUAACUCUGGUACUUAUGCGAGGAAAGGAGAAAUAGAGGAAUCAAUUGAAGCAAAAGAAGCAUAA
This is a messenger RNA of Papaver somniferum (opium poppy), 915 nucleotides long. RefSeq names its product F-box/kelch-repeat protein At3g06240-like. The coding region runs from base 1 to 915 and encodes 304 amino acids. The record is from RefSeq and is a predicted model, not a curated record. The transcript is spliced from 3 exons. NCBI's taxonomy places the organism in Eukaryota, Viridiplantae, Streptophyta, Magnoliopsida, Ranunculales, Papaveraceae. Gene Ontology annotation, molecular function: protein binding.